Messenger RNA from Acanthoscelides obtectus, 474 nucleotides. The record is from the annotation of a GenBank genome assembly. Lineage: Eukaryota; Metazoa; Arthropoda; Insecta; Coleoptera; Chrysomelidae.
AUGCUUACAUUGUUUUGUGGAGCAUUUGAGUUAGCCUUAAGGGGUCAUGAUGAAAAGGAAAAUUCGGAAAACAGAGGCAUAUUUAAGGAGCUGGUGAAUUUUAGCGCCGAAUUAGACAACGAAUUGAAAGUCCAUAUUCAAAGUGCCAAACUUUUUGAGGGAAUCAGUUCUGAUGAUAGUGAUUGCGAAUCUAGUGCAACUUUUGAACACAAUGGAUACGUUGAAUACGAUCCUUUGGAAAUUCACGAGAAAUAUACUGGCAACGAAGAAUUGGCUGAAAACGAAGAGAUGGCUGAAGAUACCUUGGCCGGACAAAACAACAACAGAAUAAACGCGCCUGAAGAAAAUACGAUACCUAGUAUAAAUGCUACGUCUACACAACAGACUGAGAAUCAUUAUAAUUUAGCACUAAACACACAAGAAAAAAGAUCAGAAGAAAAAAGUGAUCCUAAAGUUGCGAAUGCAUAUCAAUGA